UUUUGUGUGCGUCAAUCAAGGUUUUUCAUAAGAAAAGAAUAAAAAAACUAACAAAAGACUUGGUUUGUUAUCUUAAGCUUAAGUAAAAUCUUAAAUUUAAAAAACGAUUAAAUAAUCAUGGAAUACGAAAGUGUUUUACUUGUAAAACCAGAAGUAUUCAUUUACAAAAUACCACCAAAAGCUAGUAAUAGAGGAUACAGAGCUGCUGAUUGGAAUUUAAGCGAGCCUACUUGGACAGGACGUAUGAGAUUGGUAGCUAAAGGAACUUCUUGCAUUCUUAAAUUAGAAGACAAAAUGAGUGGUGCACUCUACGCUAAUUGUCCAAUUGAAACAUAUCCAGGUGUAGCCGUUGAAGCAGUUUCAGACAGUUCUAGGUAUUUUGUAAUUCGUGUACAGGAUGAUAGUGGUCGGUCAGCAUUUCUUGGCUUAGGUUUUGGUGAUCGAUCAGAUUCAUUUGAUUUAAAUGUAGCUUUACAAGAUCAUUUUAAAUGGGUCAAAAAUCAGGAACAAAUUGAAAAAGAAAAAAAUGAACCAAAACAGGAACUUGACUUAGGGUUUAAGGAAGGUGAAACUAUAAAAAUUAAUAUGAAAAUUACGAAAAAAGAUGGGAGUGAAGGUACUUCUCGUACGAAACCACGAGGUGCAGUUGGGGGCGGAUUACCACCUCCACCAGGUGGCAUUAAAAUUGCUCCGCCUCCAGCUGGAGCUGUGAGGAGUCCAACUUCUUCACCAGCUCAUAGACCGCCAGGUGGAACAGAAUGGGGCGAUUACACUUCAGCAAGCUCUCAAGGACAACAAUCUCAAAAUUCAUCUGCUAAUUCUAACUGGGUACAAUUCUAAAUAAAAUUUUGAUUAUUCAACUAUCUUACACCAUAAAUAUAAAAAAAAACAUUUUAAUAUUUUUUAAAUAAUUUUCUUAAAAAAAUUAUUUAGAAAAGUAAUACUUUUAGUUUAAUAUAAAUUGUUCGGUAUUCAAAUCUGUUGCUUUGAAUUUGCAUAAAGUUUGAAAAAGCAAAAGGUAAAACAAAAACAAUGAAUAUUUUAUUAUAAAAAGUAAAUAUAUAUAUAUAUAAAAAAUUAAUAGCUAAACAUAUUGUUACAAAAAUGAAUUUAUAUAAAAAACACAAAAAAAAAACGAAAUAUGUAAUGUUAUAUUAAAAUGAAUUGAUUUUUUAUGUAAAAUAUAAAACACAAUAUAUUGUAAAGAAUA
Molecule: messenger RNA, 1210 nt
Organism: Condylostylus longicornis
Lineage: Eukaryota; Metazoa; Arthropoda; Insecta; Diptera; Dolichopodidae
Product: NECAP-like protein CG9132
Exons: 5
Coding region: 118-840 (240 amino acids)
Biological process (GO): endocytosis
Cellular component (GO): membrane; clathrin vesicle coat
Source: RefSeq, a predicted model, not a curated record